UGUUUGUCUUCAAAUGGAAAUGGAAUCUGAUCAAACUAACAAUACUAAUAAUACCGCCACAACAUUAACCGCUAAUCCCAGUGUUAAUCCUCCAAAUAUACAACAAAUUGCAUCAUCCGCCAAUUUGGUAAAUAAUCAAUGUGUUGCCACAGCCCCAGCUACAGCUAAUGUAGUUACCAUUCCCGUACCCAUUGUACAUAACGAAGGCACUUAUGCUUAUAUAACCGUUAAAGGUUCAUUACAUGAUCGUUCUUGUUCUGUUUUUGGCUUGAAUGAUACUGAAAUACAGGCGCUAUCGAAACGUUUUGAGAACAGUGUUAAGCCCGUGGUGAAUGGUGUAAUGGUAUCAACUCCUCCACUUGUAAUGCUAAAUACCUUGGCACAAUUGAGUUAUAAAGUUGUAUGCAGUUGUGGCGAAGCUGAAAUUUGUUGGACUAUGCAACGUGAAAUCUAAACUUUAACCAUAAAAACAGAAUAAAAUCAAUAAUAAAAAAAGGAAAAA
Calliphora vicina (urban bluebottle blowfly) is the source of this 502-nucleotide messenger RNA. RefSeq lists its product as uncharacterized. The record is from RefSeq and is a predicted model, not a curated record. Gene Ontology annotation, biological process: negative regulation of biosynthetic process. The coding region runs from base 14 to 454 and encodes 146 amino acids. Lineage: Eukaryota; Metazoa; Arthropoda; Insecta; Diptera; Calliphoridae. The transcript has a single exon.